AUGGACUCCUCCUCCGCCUCCCCUCCCGCCGUGCCUGCUGUAGACAGCACGCUGGGCGCGCUCCUCAUAUGUACCAGUAUCGCGAUGCUUAUGUAUGGGCUUCUUAUUCACCAGACGUUCCAGUACUAUCGGAUGUUCACGGAAGAAAAGCUAUACCUUAAGCUCUGGGUCGCUUUCGUCUUCAUCACUGAAACGUACACCAUCGUUGUAGCUCUGGAAGAGACUAUUAUCCAGCUGCUACCCCCGAUUGCGACCUUCACUCCGGUAGCGGUGGAGAUCUUCUUUAUGCGCCGCGUCUGGCUUCUCGGUCGUCAGUACAGACCACUCGUCGCUGUCGCUUUCGCUUUCGUGGUCUCGUUUUACGCGGGUCUCACCGGCCGGCUCUCGUUCUCGUUCCAAGGUUGCUACAUCGCUAUUUCGGUCGUCGGAUACACUGCGCCGGACCCACUCGAGUGGCUUCGCAGGGGCGCACGUCUCGCCGGUAUCGGCAGUGUGCUCCUCGAAGUCGGCGACCUGAUCACGACGAGCGUGCUUGUAUACGUGCUCUUCUCGAGUCGCUCUGAGAUUCGCCGCACCAACUCCAUCAUCGACUUGCUCAUCAAGUACACCGUGACCACUGGCAUGCUUUGCGGUCUCUCCUUGAUCAUCAGCAUCGUCUUCGCCUUCCUCUACCCAAACACGAUGAUCUGGAUCGCGAGCGACGUCUUCAUCAGCAAGCUCCAGGCCAACGUCUUCGUCGCCACCCUGAACGCCCGCCGCGGCCUCUCGAACGAGUUCAGCCACGUCACGCCCUCGGUCUCGAAGCCGCCGCUCGUCAGCUUCCCCUCCGGGCGCUCGAUGGGCGCGAGCAACACGAUCGACGCGACGCGCUACGAGCUCAAGGCGAUCGCCGGCGGGCCCCACCGGGCGACGUCGGACGUGUACGGGUCCGAGACCGCGUUCGGCGCGGACAGCAAAGUCUGA
This is a messenger RNA of Epithele typhae, 963 nucleotides long. RefSeq lists its product as uncharacterized. Bases 1 to 963 code for a protein of 320 amino acids. The record is from RefSeq and is a predicted model, not a curated record. The transcript has 21 exons. Lineage: Eukaryota; Fungi; Basidiomycota; Agaricomycetes; Polyporales; Epitheliaceae.